This is a messenger RNA of Zygotorulaspora mrakii, 2541 nucleotides long. RefSeq names its product serine/threonine protein kinase CBK1 (gene CBK1). Gene Ontology annotation, biological process: peptidyl-threonine phosphorylation; actomyosin structure organization. Gene Ontology annotation, cellular component: cytoplasm; cytoskeleton. Gene Ontology annotation, molecular function: ATP binding; protein serine/threonine kinase activity. Bases 1 to 2541 code for a protein of 846 amino acids. The transcript has a single exon. The record is from RefSeq and is a predicted model, not a curated record. NCBI's taxonomy places the organism in Eukaryota, Fungi, Ascomycota, Saccharomycetes, Saccharomycetales, Saccharomycetaceae.
AUGUUUUCGGGUAGCAGUCAUUAUGGAUCACCUACAAAUGGUCAGGAAUACUACCAGAAUCAACAGCUGCAACAACAUCAACAGCAACAACAGCAACAACAUCAACAGCAACAACAGCAACAACAACAACAACAAGCUGAUAGGACCAUGCGCCAGCCGGUGCCGAAGCCACCGGUAACUUCAUUCAGUAAGAAUUAUAUGAGGCAACAGAACUCUCAACCUUCGCUGCAUGGUCAACCACAGAAUGAAGCCAUUGGAUCGAUGCUUUCUGGUGGAUUUACAGACGUUCCCUCCUUGAACUAUCCAGCAACACCAGAAAAUAGCAGCAAUCAUGGCACACCUAAUCAAUUUACAAAUACACCUCCCCCUUCGGUUUCGGGUCUUUACAUGCACAAUAAUAAUUCUCGUAGCCAGAUUCAAAAUGGUACAGGAAUAAGUUCACCUUAUCAAAUUCAGCAACAACAACAGUCGCAGUUUUCACCUAGUCAAUAUUCUGCAGAAUCUGAUUAUAGUCAAAAUGCAGUUAAUCAUAGUGGAUCCAGUAGUCCUUUGCGUCACCCGCAACAGAUGAAUAUGUAUGGUUCUAGCCCUGUUAGAAGUAUCAGAAAUCAGCACGUAGUCCAGUCACAACAGUCUCCGGGUCAAGCCCAGGCACACCUUCAAGCACAAGCCCAAGCCCAAGCCCAAGCCCAAGCCCAAGCCCAAGCCCAAGCCCAAGCCCAAGCCCAAGCCCAAGCCCAAGCCCAAGCCCAAGCCCAAGCCCAAGCCCAAGCCCAAGCCCAAGCCCAAGCCCAAGCCCAAGCCCAAGCCCAAGCCCAAGCCCAAGCCCAAGCCCAAGCCCAAGCCCAAGCCCAAGCCCAAGCCCAAGCCCAAGCCCAAGCCCAAGCCCAAGCCCAAGCCCAAGCCCAAGCCCAAGCCCAAGCCCAAGCACAAGCACAAGCCCAAGCACAAGCACAAGCCCAAGCACAAGCACAAGCCCAAGCCCAGUCUGAAAUCCAAGCACAGCAGCAACAGAUAUCUCCUACACAUCAUUCUAAUUAUAUGUAUUUUGAGAGGAGACCAGAUCUGCUUACGAAAACUACACAGGACAAAGCUGCUGCGAUAAAGCUAAAAGUCGAAAAUUUUUAUCAAACGUCUGUUAAAUACGCCAUUGAAAGAAAUCAAAGACGUGUUGAAUUAGAAUCCGAGCUUACGCUACAGGACUGGUCUGAUGAAAGGAAAAAUAGAGAAUUGAGCUCUUUGGGUAAAAAAGAAUCUCAAUUUUUAAGAUUAAGAAGGACGAGGCUAUCCCUAGACGAUUUUCAUACCGUUAAAGUUAUUGGUAAAGGUGCCUUUGGUGAAGUAAGACUGGUUCAAAAGAAAGAUACUGGUAAAAUCUAUGCCAUGAAAACAUUACUGAAGUCCGAGAUGUACAAGAAAGAUCAGCUUGCUCAUGUAAAAGCUGAAAGAGAUGUUUUAGCUGGCAGUGAUUCUCCUUGGGUCGUCUCAUUAUAUUAUUCCUUUCAAGAUACCCAAUAUCUUUAUCUAAUUAUGGAAUUUUUACCUGGUGGAGAUCUCAUGACAAUGCUAAUCAGAUGGCAACUUUUUACAGAAGAUGUUACAAGGUUUUAUAUGGCGGAAUGUAUUCUUGCCAUCGAAGCUAUUCAUAAACAAGGAUUUAUUCAUAGAGAUAUCAAACCAGAUAAUAUUCUCAUUGACAUAAGGGGGCACAUAAAACUAUCGGAUUUUGGGCUUUCUACUGGUUUUCAUAAGACGCAUGACUCCAACUACUAUAAAAAAUUGUUACAACAAGAUGAAGAAAAUAGCAAACCUGGAACUCGGCCUGAAGAUCCUAUCAACAAUACUAAUGGCAAAAAGAAUAGUAAUAGACAGACAAUGUUUGUCGAUGCCAUCCAUUUAACAAUGUCGAAUAGACAGCAAAUUCAAACUUGGAGGAAGUCUCGUCGUUUGAUGGCUUAUUCAACAGUCGGUACCCCAGAUUAUAUUGCGCCUGAAAUUUUUCUCUAUCAAGGAUAUGGUCAAGAAUGUGAUUGGUGGUCUCUUGGUGCAAUUAUGUAUGAAUGUUUAAUUGGAUGGCCCCCAUUUUGUUCAGAGACUCCGCAAGAAACUUAUCGUAAGAUAAUGAAUUUUGAACAAACAUUACAAUUCCCUGAUGACAUACACAUAUCAUAUGAAGCAGAAGAUCUGAUCAGGAGGUUACUAACUCAUUCGGAUCAAAGACUUGGUAGACAUGGUGGGGCGGAUGAAAUCAAAAGCCACCCAUUCUUCCGCGGUGUGGAUUGGAAUACAAUAAGACAGGUCGAGGCGCCAUAUAUCCCCAAACUAAGUUCGAUCACAGAUACAAGAUUUUUCCCAACAGAUGAGCUGGAGAAUGUACCUGACUCACCAGCAAUGGCUCAAGCCGCAAAGCAAAGAGAACAGAUGAUUAAACAAGGUGUCAAUACAAACAACAAUGGCAGUGCACCAGUAAAGGAGGAUUUGCCAUUCAUUGGUUACACUUACUCAAGAUUCGAUUAUUUGACAAGGAAAAAUGCAUUGUGA